GCAGUUCCGCAAAUUGCGGAAUGCGCACGGACGCCAUCCGCAAUACGGCAACGGGGCGCACACGUUCGUGUGCAGGAGGCCUAAUACAGAGGCUCUAAUCUGGGUGGAGGCACUGAUGUACUUUACCUAUGUUCCCACUCUUCCAUUCAGCGAAGGCUCUAGGCCCAGUAUACACACAGGUCAGCGCCAGAGUCUGUGGUGGGAGGGAUAUUACCCAAAUAGGGCUACACAUUUCACUAGUAGCACCACCACAGUACAUAUACAUAAAACGCGGGGGCUUCAUCCAUGGCUGCCCUAGCACUAGUCCACUAGACUGGAGCUUCUAUGAGAAGUUCCUCCUGGAGGAACCUGCCAGUCACCAGCAGUAACUGUGCAGUAGUGUCUAUAAACCCAAGUGACAUCACAAGGUCCUUACGGCGCAUAGAGUUUAGACACAACCUGUAACUUGAACGUCCUCCACAUUAGAGCGCUCAUCACAAUGCGCCGCCGGAUAAGAAAGCCCCACGUCAGGAGAUUAUUUCACACAAUACACCGAGCGGUCCUUACAAGCGGUGGCGCGUAUUGUGGUGCCCUAACAAAUGCCUGUUUAUUUUUCCCAAAACAGCCGGCAGUACAAAGCCCAUACGGGAGUGUUUCCCUCCUUGCGAUACUCCGGUCACACCGGACUGUUCAGCCAGGUAAGGGUUCUGUAGCUGUGGAGCAGGCCUCGCCGCGGUCACCCCGGGAGGGAGGUGACAUACUGUAGCUGGGGGCGGUCUCUUCACGCUCCUGUUACAGCUCCGGUCCCCCCGCUGCCAGUGUGUUCUCUGUUGUCCUCCCCUCGGUGACAUUGUAUGGACUCUCACACCGGUGGCUUCAUGGUGUGUCACCAGCUCUGACCCGCUGUCAUUACGCCUUUGCUAGCUGUCCCGGGGGAUGUCUUACAGUCACGACAUGGACAAAACAAUAAAGGAGACCUCCAUUCUUGAAGAAUUUAAUAUCAAUUGGACCCAGAAGCUCGGGGCUGGAAUCAGUGGUCCUGUGAGAGUAUGUGUGAAAAAAUCAACGCAAGAACGUUUUGCACUGAAAAUUCUCAUUGAUCGCCCCAAAGCCAGAAAUGAGGUACGACUACAUAUGUUGUGCGCAUCACAUCCAAACAUUGUACAAAUACUUGACGUUUAUGCAAACAGUGUGCAGUUCCCCCACGAAUCAAGCCCCAGGUCACUGAUAUUUGACCCGCUCUUUAAAUUAACACUUUUGAACAGGGCACGGCUCCUAAUUGUUAUGGAGAUGAUGGAGGGGGGCGAGCUGUUUCACAGAAUCAGCCAGCACCGGCACUUCACUGAGAAGCAAGCCAGCCAAGUAACAAAGCAGAUCGCUUUGGCCCUACAGCAUUGUCACUCGCUAAACAUUGCACACCGAGAUCUGAAACCAGAGAACUUGCUCUUUAAAGAUAACUCUUUGGAUGCUCCAGUGAAAUUGUGUGAUUUUGGUUUUGCAAAAAUAGACCAGGGGGACCUAAUGACUCCACAGUUUACCCCAUAUUAUGUAGCACCUCAGGUUCUGGAGGCACAGAGAAGACAUCAGAAAGAGAAGUCUGGAAUUAUCCCUACCUCACCAACACCAUACACUUACAACAAGAGCUGUGACUUGUGGUCCUUAGGUGUCAUUAUCUAUGUGAUGCUCUGUGGCUAUCCUCCCUUUUACUCCAAGCAUCACAGUCGGACUAUCCCAAAGGACAUGAGGAAAAAAAUAAUGACAGGAAGCUUUGAGUUCCCAGAGGAGGAAUGGAGCCAGAUCUCUGAAAUGGCAAAAGACAUCGUCAGAAAGCUGCUGAAGGUUAAGCCUGAGGAGCGUUUGACCAUUGAAGGCGUUCUUGACCACCCUUGGCUGAACUCUACUGAAGCUCUAGAUAACAUUUUGCCAUCUGCGCAGAUGAUGAUGGAUAAGGUUAUGGUUGCUGGGAUACAACAAGCCCAUGCUGAGCAGCUUGCCAACAUGAGAAUUCAAGAUCUUAAUGUCAACUUGAAACCAUUGAAUAUUGUCAAUAAUCCAAUUCUGCGGAAAAGAAAAUUGUUGGGGACAAAGCCGAAGGAUAGUGUUUACAUCCAAGACCCCGAGAAUGGAACUGAAGAUGCUAAUGUUGCGCUUGAAAAAUUGCGGGAUGUGAUUGCACAGUGUAUAUUACCACAGGCCGGUGAAAAUGAAGAUGAAAAAUUAAAUGAAGUUGUGUUAGAAGCCUGGGAAUGCAACAGAGACUGUAAAUUGCUCAGAGACACGUUACAAAGUUUCAGUUGGAAUGGUCAAGGUUUUACAGAUAAAGUCGAUCGCCUUAAACUUGCAGAAAUAGUCAAACAAGUUAUCGAGGAACAAACAAAUUGUCAAGAAGACUCGCAGUAGCUAAAGUGUUUUUUGUUUUUUCAUUUGUUUUUAUUUUUUUAUUUAAUUUUUUUAGAAGAAAAAAAAAAUCUUGCAUCUUAAAUACCUGUAAAAUAGUUUUAUGUAAAUUAUAUCACUGAAUUUCCACAGUGCUUGAACAUACAGUGGAAAAUGUAGAUAGACAGACAUUUACGAGAAAUCAUUGGUACUGUAAUUUAUUUAGAAAAAAUUAUGAACUGGAUUCAGUGGGGUUUUUUUUUUUUUCACACUACUGUACUGUUAAUAGGUACAAUCCUAGCAGGGAAUACACAGCUUUGUAAUACCCUAUAAAAGUAUGAGCCCUCUCCAUCUUUUGCCCCUAGAUAGCCAGCAAGCUGCUACAUACAAAGCUGCUCGAGCCUUCUACCACCAGAUAAGACCAGAACUUACUGCUGAUCAAUACGUUGCAGGCUUGGAUGGUAGUCAGUACAUUAACAUACUUGAAGAUAGCUUUGUGGAAUGUGACCGACGUGGUUACACUGGCUAGCAGUUUCCUCAGGAAUCAUCGGAUAGGGCACAUGCCUUUGAAUUGUUCACCAGCUGCUCUGCAUAUGUGCCAGUAUAAUUCGGAAAGAAAUAGGGCUUUCAAAUGUUACUAAUACUUUAGAAAUCUGUAAACUCUAUCUCUGUAAAUGGACAAAAUGUUAAGAAAUUACUAACCCUGUCAAGUUUUUUAUUUAUUUAUUUUUAUUUUACAGUUAACUCCUUUUCCAGUAGGAGGCACUAUAGCAUAGUAAUACAGAUACCGUAUGUUUUAUCUCUUUUUUUAUUUUUGUGUGGUGCUUUUUAUUUUCUACUUUUAGCUGCACAGUUCUGAGCUUUAAUAGAUUGUAAAGUAGAUAACUUGGUUUUCUAUUUUCACUUUUUUUUUUUUCUUUUUUAGACAUAUACUUACUGUGCCUGAACACGCAGUGAUGAACUGCAGACUAAAGUGCCAAUUCUUGGUUUCUCUAUAAACAUAUGUCUUAGCAACAGUGUUUGUGUCUUAUGACGCCGUUCAAGACAUCUGCAGCUUUCUUUGCCAGGGGCAUCUCCCCUGCUUCAUCUUCUGAAGCUUCUUCAUACUAGGGAGUUCAGUGGAAUGUGCAUUGGUGCGCUCUUCCAAAUAAUGUGUUCUUUAUUUCUGUUUUGUAUUUGUUCGUUUUUUUUUUAUAUGCUAGUCUGAAGCUAGCCGUACUCAUCAGAAAAAUGUCAGCCGAACCUGCCAAUUUCACUAUAAUGUCUAUGGGGACCUCCCGACUCUCCCCAAAGGCAGCUGUUGGUGGAGAUGAGGAUUGGGUAGUCUGGUUUCAACGGAUCCUUUUGUUCUCAGGAGCUACAGCAAGCGGUGUCUGACAGUGGCGUCUUCUCUCCCCCCAUUCAGGGCACAUGCCUGCACAGCCAAGCAUGUAUGUAUGCGGAGGAGUCGGGAGGAAUGGCGUUCGGCCGACAGCUGUCUUAUGUGUAUAGCCAGUUUACAUUUUAUUCUUAAUUGCUGUCUGUAAUUUGCUUCAGACUCAGUGUUGUCCUACUGGUUGAAUUUCACCUGAUCAUUGACCGUGUCCAAAAAGACUUUAAAUAGAAAACCAUAUUGUAUUGACUUUUAUCUAUUACAAUCAGCUGAUGUGUGAAGGCCAUAUCCAGUGGUUCUAUCCAUUGCAUGAAUGCCUGCAUACUUUACUGCUAUGCUGGAAUCAAAGACACUUAUAGCUGCAGUUCAUAGAUUAGAGCAAUUUCCACUUUAUUGUACAUAUCAGAAUGUGAAAUGUAAAGCAACUCUAAAAAUGUCCUCGUUGCAUCCUCUGAGUUGGUGCCGGGUGCUGUCCCACCACCGUGGCUGUAAAGGCUAGCAUUUCUUCAGUUGAAAAAAAACAGCUGAUUCAUUAGAGAUCUAGUGAAAUGAAAGGCGUACAAUCUACCAUGUCCCAGCGGCACUCUGGGUGAGGUUUAUUAAAGGGUUUGUCUGACCAUAUAUAUUGAUGACCUCUCAUGAGGAUAGGUCGUCAAUCAGCUGUUUGAAGAGGAGACGGUGCUCCAUGCAACAAGUAGUCACUCCAUUUAAGUGAAUGGAGCAAGUACUUGUAUUACACUGCACUUCUGAGAUGAAGAGGAUUGUAGCACUGUCUCCUCGUCAAACAGCUGAUCCGCAGGGUGUUGGACCCCCAUGAUCAGAUAUUGAUGACCCAUCCUGCCGAUAGACUUGGGGGGGGGGGGAGGGGGUGCGGACGGCACACCUAUUUCAAUGAGCGGUGGGUACGCGUCUCCAGGGAAAAUAGUAAGCUUCCCCGUGCUGAUCGGACAGUCUGUGUAUACAAGAAGAAGUAUGAAGACAUUUCGUCAUUUCAUUGGAAUUUAUUCCAGAUGUAUACACAGAGUGCCCUAUCCUGACAAUUGGUCAUCAAUAUGUAUAGCCGGACAACCCCUUUAAUGCAACUAUGUGGCAUUAAAAAGUUGCAAAGUAUGGCACAAUCCAUUAUUAUGUCAUAAUCUGCAGCUUUCUGAGCUUCCACAGCCCAUCAAAUAUACUCUAAUUACAUCAGAAAACGGCUUAGGGUUCUCUGGGAAUUAGGUAAAAUGGCCCCUAGCAACCUGUCCUAGAAUAUGAGCAGGCAGGUUGCCUCCACUUGCAGAACUGCCUAGGCGGAUGAGGCAAUGAGGCCUCGCUGCACACUAUGCUCUGGCCCUUGUAUGUACUCUCCACUGGUAAGCCUUCCCGUCAGGCUGCUCAGCCAAGAUGGCAUAUUGUAGGCAGGAUCACAUCAUUACCAUCUAUAAUGGAGCAGUGUAAUGAAGCCCCACCCCCACUCGGCAUGACGGCUCUACAAGUGGUGACAACCAGUCUUGUUCACAUUCUAGGACAGGUCGCUUGCAGUCACUUUAAAUAAUUCCUGGAGAGCACCUUUAAUAUAGCUCAGGUCUACACGAGCCCCUCGCUGGCAUAGAUUUGAGUUUCUUGUGCUCGGAGGGGCAGAUAUGCUCUCUUAUAAAUUAGGCACAUCUCAUUCUGGCAUCCUGGGUUAUAGGAAUGCCAGUUUUCAUAAAUUUCCCAAAAUCUGUUUAAUUUUGCAUGUUGCCAUUUUUAUUUUUAUUUUUUAUAUAAUAUAUAAAGGGUUUUCUGUGAAGACACCUAUCAGAUUAAACUUGUCCUCCAUAUAUAAGUACUGAGAGGCAUUGAUGGACCAUGUCACAAGGUAGCACACGUAUAUUAUAGAUGCUAAUGCUUUUCUAACUGAAAUCGUCCUAGCCUUCAGGUCCCGUAGCAGGAAAUCAGUUUUCUAUACGUUUUCUACCGAGUUUUUAGAUCUCAGUUAUACCACAAUGGUACACCGCACUGACUGGAUUUCUUGCUGGGUUGCCUGCUCAUUGGCUUGCUGGACAUGAAAGCCAAUGAUGUGGUUGAGCAGGUUUCUGUAUAGGCAAAUAGUGGUGGGCUUGUGGAAUAUAGUACAGGACUGCCAUGGAGGACAUUUGUACCAUCUGUGUGCUGUAGGACAUUAGUAGCACUCAUCAUGAUGACGACCAAAGCAUCAGUAUUCCCUGGGGUACCUUUUUGUAACUACAGAAUGUGUAGUCUUCUGUUUCUGUUCAGUCAGAGUUGCAUAUAGUCAGCAAUUAUGGAUGCCUUUUAUGUUUGCAAUUUUGCUUGAUUUUGCAAUUAACUAAUUUGGAAACAGAAUUUCCAUCGCACAUUUAUCGUGUCUCAUAGGUAAAGCAUUAACCAAGUUUUCAGCAGAUGCUGCCUGAUUUAAUGGGAGGUGCUGUAGGUCUGAAUUGUGAUCCCAAUAUGCGUGGCCUCGUAAUUUGUGGUCAGACCACAGGCUUGUAGUUAAUAAGUGUAACUGACAACCAGUUUGUUUUAUUUAGUGUAUCAUAAUUACACAUUUCUUUUACCAAUUUUAUCAUUUGGAAAUGCAAAGAAUAGUAUAUCUAUUUUCAUUGUAAUGUGUCUGGCAGCUAGAUUUGGUUAUAAAUGCGGCAUUGUUGAUUUUCUGUAAUUUUUCACAAGAAGAGAAAACACUUGUAGAACAGUUCACAGUAAGACCCAAGGGAAGUUUCACCAGGACCGACCUUUUAUUUAGUGCAGCUGUUAGGUGCCAUAAGAUAUACAGCCAGUUGGAGGAGCUCUGCACUAAACAUGCCUUGUAAGGUAAAGCAUGCCCAGUUCUAUGGCACUUUAGUAUGAAGAUACCAUGGAUGUAGAUACGUUCUCUUGAGGACCACUUUGCCUUCCUUAACAGAUGAAGGUAAUGUGUCUGUCAAGGUGAUAGAUUCCCUUUAAAUGAGUUGUAAUGGCUGCAAUAUCCAUGCUUACAAGUUUUAGAUUAUUUAAAGUCACCUGUCAGCAAAUUUGUGCCUAUGAAACUGGCUGACCUGCUACAUGUGCGCUUGGCAGCUGAAGGCAUCUGUGUUAGUCCCAAGUUCAUAUGUGUCCGCAUUGCUGAGAAAAAUGAUGUUUUAAUAUAUGCAAAUGAGCCUCUAGGAGCAACGGGGGGCGUUGUCGUUACUCCUAGAGGCUCUUCUCUCUCUCAACUGCAGCGCCCUCUCCACUUAUACAGGGCCAGGCAGUAAAAAUAUCAUCACACCUGGCCCUGUCAGUCAAAGUGCAGAGAGAGCAGAGCCUUUAGGUGUAACGGCAAUGCCCCCGUUGCUCCUAGAGGGUCAUUUGCAUAUAUGAAAACUUCUUCUUCAUUUUUCUCACAAUAUGGGCACAUAUGAACAUGGGACCAACACAGAUGCCUUCAGCUGCCAGGUGCACAUGUAACAGGUACAGAUCUACUGACAGAUGUCCUUUUAAUAAACUAUACAUUAUAGCAAAUACAGGGUUUGUUCAGAAUUGUGAAAUAAGAAGUGCAAUAAGUAGUCAGGUACAACUUGUGUUUUCUAUUUCUUUCAUAUCUAUGUAAGGAGCUUUAAUUGCAGCAUUAAUAAUAUUUAAUACCUAAAGAGCACCCCAUGUAGAGUAACCCUGAAAGAAGCAGGGUUUAAUAAUCUAUUAUUUAUUACUCUUUUAUUAGGUUUAAUAUUCUAAAUCCGAGAGUGGUUCAUUGACUUGUGAUGUGGUUGUCAAACUCUCAUGUGACAAGUCACCCUGGUUUUGGUGCGACACGUGGGACAUACACUGAUCUCUAGAACAAGUGGGUCUCUGUUUCCAUUUUUAGAGUGUUUGUGGUUGUACAUUUGUCGUCUUCUCCCUUCUCGGCACACACACACACACACACACAGCCAUUUUAAUCUAAGAAUAUUUUUGAAAGAGACAUUUUUAAAGGCUAUGUACACCUUUUCAUAGCCGUUUUUUAUUAUUGUAUUUUACUCAUUUUGGGCUAAAAUAGCACUUUUAUAUUUGUCUUUAUUAAACAUUUUCAACAGUUUUUCCUUUACAGCGUUUAGUGCAUCAAAAGUCUGUUGCUCUCCCCUUCUUAGUAAAUCUGUCAAAGAGCUGUUUCAUUUGUAACCCUUAUCUCUGAUCUCCUGAUAGCUCAUAAACAUUAUUUAAGCUACAUUCUUAUCAGAUUGAUAUAAAUGUGGCUAUAUUGAGUGUUUAUGACUGAGAAGGGAAAGCAACAUUCUGCAGAGACACUGAAAGUGAAAGCUGUAGAGAAAAAGCAGUUGAAAAGUUUUAAUAAAGACUUUUUAAAACAAAAUGAGUAGAGUGCAAUGAUAACGAAUAUAAUGAAAAUGCCCCUGAAGGUGUAGGCUUUAGGAUUGUAAAUUAAGAUAGGCUGUCAGUCACUACUUUUUUCAGUCUCAUUGUUUAGCAUCAAUCCGGGUGAACAUGUUCCCCAAAACCACCAUUUUGAGAAAAUUAAUUCCCUGAAUAUUUCAGGUAUACUUUUAUGCUUGGCAUAAUUUUAUUUAUCGUAUAGUUUGUGUAGGCAUCAGCUAUGAUUUGAUAGGAAGACCUAAAUAUGAGAUCAUUUAUGAUACCAGCCAUAAGUAAAAGUCAGCUGUGAAUCUCAGCACAAGGCCUAGUUGUUAUAAAGGCCACCUAAUUUUGUGUCCAUUGAACUUGAUUAGUUUGUUUUGGGAGGUUUGGUCUGUAUAUUAGAGGAUAUUGACCUAUUGGCUUAUUUACCUCCAGCUAUCAGUGAGUGAAUGGAUUUCCACCUAUGGGGUCAAUCAAAGCCAGACAGCUGAGGUUCAUGUUGGAUGUGGUUUGUCAUUGACUGACGUUCCAGAGGUUUUACAUGACUAUGUAUUAAGUGUUUCAUGCUGCCGAAGUCAGGAUUUCAGUCCACACUUGAAACUUUAUAUGUAUUUAUGUACAAUCUAGCAACAUUGGCACUCCUCAUUCCAAACUACAAUAUGUUUGACUUCCCUCUCACCCUUACUGACUCCGACGUGACGGUUAUUUAUUUCAUUUCUGUAGAGCUGACAUAAUGCCCUAAGUGGGAUGGAUUAUGUUCCUAGUACACCAUUUAGUCUAGAAGAGUUUAAGUAAGGCCUGGAAAUAUUUCAUUUUUUUCUGAUUGUGACCUUGACGUAUUGUGUAUCGUGUUCUUGUUUGAUCUCGGUGAUUGAUUUAUAGUAUUUUGAGUCAAUGUUUCUCGUUUAGGAGAUAAAGAUAAACUGGUGAUUAGUAGAUGACGAAUUCAAGCAGUUUUAAUUAGAUUAAUUUACCCUUCUUCUUACAGGCGUUAUCUACCUGGCCUUUAUUCAUCCGGUAUUCACUAUCGUGGUACAUUCAGUAAUGACACGCACAUUGAUUAAUCGUUAUGUAAGAGAACUUUUGUAUCCCCGUAUCUUUUACUUUAUGUACAACCAAAGAAUCGUAUGCACCCAUCCGCUAAAAACUUUUUACCUGCUUGCAUGU
Molecule: messenger RNA, 9187 nt
Organism: Bufo gargarizans (Asiatic toad)
Lineage: Eukaryota; Metazoa; Chordata; Amphibia; Anura; Bufonidae
Gene: MAPKAPK5
Product: MAPK activated protein kinase 5
Exons: 14
Coding region: 916-2379 (487 amino acids)
Biological process (GO): peptidyl-serine phosphorylation; Ras protein signal transduction; negative regulation of TOR signaling
Cellular component (GO): nucleus; cytoplasm
Molecular function (GO): calcium/calmodulin-dependent protein kinase activity; mitogen-activated protein kinase binding; ATP binding
Source: RefSeq, a predicted model, not a curated record